Molecule: messenger RNA, 563 nt
Organism: Pelodiscus sinensis (Chinese soft-shelled turtle)
Lineage: Eukaryota; Metazoa; Chordata; Testudines; Trionychidae
Source: RefSeq, a predicted model, not a curated record
GUGAGAUCGUCGGGGGAUGGGAAGCCCGGCCCCACUCCAGGCCCUACAUGGCCUAUCUGUAUAUAAAAGAUGGAGAGGAGCCUUUGCACUGCGGCGGGUUCCUGGUGGCUAACAUCUUUGUGGUUCUGGGAGCCCAUAACAUCAGCCAGGGGGAACUGAACAGACAAGAUAUCUCUGUGGAUCGCAAGAUCCCACAUGAAGGAUACAACAAGGAUACCCUAAAAAAUGACAUCAUGCUGCUGCAGCUGAAGGAGGAGGCGACUCUGAACGAAUUGGUGGGCACCAUCACUCUGCCCCACGCUAAUGAGAGAGUAAUCUUGUUGAUUUUUAUCUUUCAUGUCUCUCAGCUGAAGGAGGAGGCGACUCUGAACGAAUUGGUGGGCACCAUCACUCUGCCCCACGCUAAUGAGAGAGGCGACUCCGGGGGCCCCCUGGUGUGCGGAGGGACAGCCCAGGGCAUCGUCUCCUGGGGGCCGGACAAAGCUCCCGGGGUCUACACGAAAAUUUCCACCUUCAUCCCCUGGAUCAAAAAGACGAUGAGGACCCUGCAGCCUGGAGCCUGA